Messenger RNA from Fonsecaea multimorphosa CBS 102226, 1305 nucleotides. RefSeq lists its product as uncharacterized. The coding region runs from base 1 to 1305 and encodes 434 amino acids. The transcript is spliced from 2 exons. The record is from RefSeq and is a predicted model, not a curated record. NCBI's taxonomy places the organism in Eukaryota, Fungi, Ascomycota, Eurotiomycetes, Chaetothyriales, Herpotrichiellaceae. Gene Ontology annotation, molecular function: O-methyltransferase activity.
AUGUCUGACCCCAACGUUUCCAUUCUCGACCUUGCCCAGCAGAUCCAAACCAACGCCAAUGCAAUCUCCGAGUACUUGCAGCAAAACUCCCUCCCACCUCUCUCUCUUGCCGCAGAUGCAUAUCCAUUCUUUCCGGGAACAGGGCCAACCGGCGUCGACAGGUAUCCCAGGCUCAAUGAAGACAUUUUGAAGGCGCGUUCCCAAGUCCGGGAAGCAUGUGGUGCUCUGUUGCAGUUGGUCUCAGGUCCGGCAGAGGCAUCUUGGAAUCUUUUGACCGUACACUUCAUGUCGGCAUGUCUGCAAUAUAUCUAUCAUUAUCGACUUGCCGAGGAGGUACCUGUCACCGGGGACAUCAGCUUCCACGACCUUGCUGCAAAGACGGGUACACUGGAGAGUCAAUGCGCCCGAAUACUGAAAUUAGCCAUGUCCCAAAAUAUGUUUCGGCAAUCCAGACCCGGUUAUGUGGCUCACACUGCCUUGUCCGCAACGUUGUUGCAGCCUGACUUCCGGGAUCUCGUUGGGUACGUGACCGAGGAAAGUUUCCUCGGCGCCCCAAGGCUCGUGGAGGCCGCGGAGAAGUAUCCCGGAAGCCAAGAGAGGAACACCACCCCGUGGAAUGUUGGCCACAAUACCGACCUACCAAUGUUUGAGUAUUUUGAAAAGCACCCAGAUCGGUUACGACGGUUCAUGGGCGGCAUGAGGGCGCUAGCUUCCGGGGAGAGCUACAACAUAAAGCAUUUGGUAGAUGCGUUCAACUGGAAAUCCCUGGGAGACGGUCUCGUAGUCGAUGUGGGUGGUAGCUUUGGACACUGCUGUUCGGAGAUUGCCGAAGUCGCACCGGAGCUGAGAUUCAUCGUGCAGGAUCUCGAGAAGGUCGUGAUGCAAGCUCGACAAGAGCGAGCCAACGACAAGCACGUCAACCGGAUCGAAUUCCAAGCGCACGACUUUUUCACACCGCAGCCUGUCAAGAACGCCGAUGUGUAUCUCCUGAGGUUCAUCUGCCACGAUUACUCGGACAAGUAUGCUGCGAAAAUCUUAAGCAACAUAACUCCCGCCAUGGGCGCUAACAGUAGGAUUGUGAUCGUUGAUGGCAUCAUGCCUGAAGUCGGUGCCCGGAGCAAGUCCGACGAAUAUCAAGCAAGGCUCAUGGAUAUGGAGAUGAUGCUCAGUUUCAACGGUUGCGAGAGGGAUGAAGGUGGCUGGAAGUCAUUGUUUGAGCAGGCCGAUCCGAGAUUGGAGCUGCGAAGCAGUAAGAGAAUACCGGGUAACAUCCACGCCGUGAUGGAGGUUGGAUUGAGGGUCUGA